Saccostrea echinata is the source of this 1935-nucleotide messenger RNA. RefSeq lists its product as uncharacterized. The transcript is spliced from 6 exons. The record is from RefSeq and is a predicted model, not a curated record. The coding region runs from base 1 to 1935 and encodes 644 amino acids. Lineage: Eukaryota; Metazoa; Mollusca; Bivalvia; Ostreida; Ostreidae.
AUGAAGGAAAUCAAACCUAAACUGUUAUUUUCAUUACAGACCAUUGAAUCACUUUGUAAAGCUGGACUAUGUGUUCAUCCCCAGACACUUCACAAUAAACUGACAAGUUGGCAGGAUAAGUUGGAUGAAGAUCAAAAUCCUAAAGGUAUAAUAAAAUGGACCAACAAGGAAGAGGUUGCCAAAAAAUUCCAGUUGGUGGGUGACAAUUGGGACAAGGACAUUCUCCCUUCUUAUCGAACCAGUGAGAGAAAAACAGAGAGUCUCCAUUUGUUCCAAAUCUAUGCCAUUGUUGACAGGUACACCACCACCAGUCCAGCGGGGUCAAAUGGAUACGAAGAAAACCUCACAUACAUCCCCUCUGUCCUCGAACAAACACAGUUAUUGAAGGAACUAACAUUUAUUUUUGCUUCAGCCAUUAUUAGACAUGUUCCCCAAGUGUCAAAGCACUUUGAGACUAUUUUCCCAAAGCACUUGGAUCAUGAACAUUCAGCUUUUGCAGGACUAAAAACAACACAAUAUUCUUUGGGACUCUUUGAUACGAAUGAAAAUAAAACGGACGAAGUGAUUCGGCUCCUUAGACAUCUUACCGACCUGUAUGUCCCAUUAGAGAAUGAAGAGGUUGUUGAUGCUGUUUUCUUUGGAGGGGAUCGUCUCACUGAUGAGAGAAUACAGUGUGCACAGGUUGCACUCAAGGAUUCACUGACAUCAAAAGGACGGCUAGAGGGAUUCAUUUCAAAAUCAGAAGACUUUCACAGAUUGAUGAAUUUUCUCGAAGCCAUUUAUAAGCUUACAUACAGCACUGGCAUGGCAGGUGACCCAUGUACUGCCCACUAUUACAGGAACCUUUUGGGCCAUAGAAGUGCUAAAGGGCCAGUAAAGAAUGCAUACAGAGGAUACAAGAUGCUUUAUUAUACUAUUCUUGAUGCCAUCUGUGUAGUGCUCUUUAUGGACAAGCUGGGGUCAGUAGACAUGAAUGAUCUUCCACUUCCAGAUUUUUCACAAAUGACACCCAAUGACAGCAUUCAGUGGUUGAAUAACGUGUGUAGGGAGCUGGUGGAAAAAUGGUUCUUUGAAGAUGGUCAAGAUAUUUGUGAGGAAAUAAGGAGUGUUCUAGAAAAUCCUCAGCAUGAGGAAAACUACUGGACUUCGACAUUAGAAAAUGGUCGUUUUAAAUGUCAUCAUUGUGAAAAGGACUAUAAAAGAGUAAGUUCUUUAAAAGCUCACGAGUCUAGAUUUCAUGACAUCUCUUUGAGUAAGACAAAGAAAAAGAAAGAAUGCAGCAAUGAAGAAUUGCAUGAUUAUGUGUUGAUGCUUUUUAAACUUGUUAUGCUCCAUCGAAAUUUUGACAGUGCAGUAGAUAUGGGGGAUGGUGGAAGAUGCGUACGAUCUGCAAAGUAUGAGCUUCCAAUUUACCACAAAACAAAUAAAAUCAAAUAUUCCAUUUGCUCCAUUCAUACUACGGCAUUGUCCUCAGGACUUCUUAACGCUGACCAGGAGGAACGAUUCAUAGCAAACAGAUUUGUGAAUAUCCAAGGUGGCAAGAAUAACAACAUUGCUUUGGAUGAGUACAUUGAAAUGCUUAACAGAGACAGCAAGGUCUCUUGUACUGGGCACAAAACUAAGGAAAGUAUACUGAAACAUUCGAAAGAGUAUCCUUUGCUCAUACAAUUCACAAAACAGUUCGAAGAGGCAGGUGAAUUUGGCCAAAGGAAAGGAUUUCAUCAUCUUCCUUCCUAUGCAACUGAUGUUGAGAAAGUUAUAAAGGAUUUACUGGAGAAUAACAUUUUACAGAAAAAUGAAAACAGGAAGGUAAAAGUAAAAACAACUGGUUUAGACAGGAAUCCAUUUUCAAAUUGUUCUCAAGGCUUGUCAACCAUACUGCAUCGCCAUAGACCAUGGUCACCAUAUGGAAGACUAAGAGACUGUAAAUUUUGA